CUGUUGUAUUCUGCGACACCAGUUUCCGGUGUGGUGCACGUUCGUGCCUCCCUCGCAUUUCUCUCUGUGUUGGAUUUUGUUGGAGUGUAAAUAUCUUCACAACUGGUUGAGACUCGGUCACAACAUUUUUACUGAAGGAGGAGAGAACAACAAACCGCAAAGAUGCCGCGAAUUAUGAUUAAAGGAGGCGUCUGGCGCAACACCGAGGAUGAGAUCCUCAAGGCAGCGGUGAUGAAAUAUGGGAAAAACCAGUGGUCUCGUAUCGCCUCCCUGCUUCACCGAAAGUCUGCCAAACAGUGUAAAGCCAGAUGGUAUGAGUGGUUGGACCCCAGCAUUAAGAAAACAGAAUGGUCCAGAGAGGAGGAGGAGAAGCUGCUUCAUCUGGCCAAGCUGAUGCCCACUCAGUGGAGGACCAUCGCUCCUAUUAUUGGACGCACGGCUGCCCAGUGUCUGGAGCACUACGAAUACCUGCUAGACAAGGCAGCGCAAAGAGACAAUGAGGAAGAAGUGGGAGACGACCCCAGGAAGUUAAAACCAGGAGAGAUCGACCCUAAUCCUGAAACUAAGCCAGCCAGACCCGACCCUGUCGACAUGGACGAAGACGAGUUGGAGAUGCUGUCAGAGGCCAGAGCUCGACUGGCCAACACUCAGGGCAAGAAAGCCAAGAGGAAGGCCAGAGAGAAACAGCUGGAGGAAGCCAGGCGGUUGGCGGCUCUGCAGAAGCGCAGAGAGCUGAGAGCAGCUGGAAUCGAUGUUCAGAAGAAGAGAAAGAAGAAGAGAGGAGUCGACUACAACGCUGAAAUUCCCUUUGAAAAGAAACCGGCAUCGGGUUUCUAUGACACCAGCAUGGAGCAGUACGUCCCUCUGGAGCCAAACUUCAAACGACUCAGACAGCAGCACUUGGACGGAGAACUACGCAGUGAGCAAGAAGAGAGGGAGAGGAAGAAAGACAAACAGAAGAUCAAGAAGAAGAAAGAGAGCGACCUCCCUUCUGCCAUCCUGCAGACCAGCGGAGUCGCCGAGUUCACCAAGAAACGUUCCAAACUAGUUUUACCUGCACCACAGAUCAGUGAUGCUGAGCUGGAGGAAGUCGUCAAACUGGGCGUCGCCAGCGAGGUCGCCCGCCAAGCAGCGGAGGAGAGCGAAAGUGGAAACUCGGCCUCUUCGGCCCUCCUGUCAGAAUAUAGCGUCACCAACACCAUGGCAACGGGGCUCCGGACCCCACGUACCCCAGCUGUUCAGGACAGGAUACUGCAGGAAGCUCAGAACCUGAUGGCUCUGACUAACAUCGACACGCCUCUGAAGGGAGGCCUCAACACUCCGCUGCACGAGAGCGACUUCAGUGGAGUGACUCCUCAGCGGCAGCAGAUACAAACACCCAACACUGUUCUCAGCACACCGUUCAGAACACCUGGACAAAAUCAGAGCCAGGAUGGAAUGACUCCUCAGUCCGGAGGGAUGACCCCCCGCGGGGCCGUGACCCCUGGCGUGACCCCCGGCCGCACGCCGCUGAGAGACAAACUGAAUAUUAACAGCGAGGAGCAGCUGGCUGACCCUGCGUUCGCCAAACACAUGCAAAGAGAAAGCCUGCAGCAGCUGAGGCAGGGCCUGCUGUCACUUCCUGUUCCCAAGAACGACUUUGAGAUCGUUCUUCCUGAAAACGCUGAGAAAGAGCUCGAAGAAACGGAGACGGAGACGGGAUUCACAGAGGACGCAGCAGACGUAGAGGCACGCAAACAGGCUAUACGAGACGCAGAGCGAGAGAAGGAGCUGAAGCUGCGACACACUUCAGUUCAGAGGGAUCUCCCCCGACCCACAGAGGUCAACGAGUCUGUCCUCCGUCCCUCCUCCAUGGAGCCGCUGUCGGACCUCCAGCUGGCCGAGGAGCUGAUCAAACAGGAAAUGAUCACCAUGCUGCACUACGACUGCCUGCACCACCCGUCGGCCAACGCGGCCAGUGCGCUGCAGCGCGGCAAAGGCAGAGGCCCCGCCUCUACAUCAAACAACGCUUCACAUAUAGCUUACCUGGAAUCACACUCUUACAAGCCAGUCAGCACAGAGGAGAUGGAGCAGGCAAAGGGAGUACUGGCAGCAGAAAUGGAGGUGGUGAAGGGAGGAAUGGGUCACGGUGAUCUCAGCAUGGAGGCCUACAGCCAGGUGUGGGAGGAGUGCUAUGGCCAGGUUUUAUAUCUUCCUGCUCAGAACAGGUACACCAGAGCUAACCUGGCAUCAAAGAAAGACCGUAUCGAAAGCCUGGAGAAAAAACUGGAUGUGAACCGUGGUCACAUGACAGCAGAGGCCCGCAAAGCAGCUAAACUGGAGAAGAAGCUCAAAAUCCUGCUGGGAGGGUUUCAGUCCAGAGCGCUGGGGCUCCUGAAGCAGCACAGUGAACUCUGGGAACAGGUGGAGCAGUCGGCUACAGAGUUGCAGACCUUCGAUCAGCUCAAGAAACAAGAGGAUACAGCCAUUCCCAGGAGACAAGAGGCCCUGAGGGAGGACGUGGAGAGGCAGAUGGAGAGAGAGAGAGAACUGCAGCAGAGAUACGGAGAGCUGCUGAUGGAGAGAGAGGCGCUGAUCAACAGCGCUCAGAAAUACUGAGCAACACGCAAAUCACACAUUCAUGCUACAUUCAAAUCCUCCUCAUGGAGACGUUGAAAUCAAGCUAACAGCUGCUGCGAGGAACACAAACCAGUUUAUCGCCCCUCCUUCGAUCUGUCGCAUUGAAUCUUUGUCAUUUUUCAUGUUCGCAGCAAUUCCAGAGUCAAGCCCCGCCUCCGUGUGCACACGUUGCUAUGAUGUCAUAAGCUGAGUUUUGAGCUUCCUCAGUAGUCCCUUGUGUUUCUGUAUUAGUGACCAAUAAAGUUUCUUUUCAACAAUGACAA
Acanthopagrus latus (yellowfin seabream) is the source of this 2882-nucleotide messenger RNA. It is a transcript of the gene cdc5l, whose product is annotated as CDC5 cell division cycle 5-like (S. pombe). The coding region runs from base 163 to 2598 and encodes 811 amino acids. The transcript is spliced from 19 exons. Gene Ontology annotation, biological process: mRNA splicing, via spliceosome; regulation of transcription by RNA polymerase II. Gene Ontology annotation, cellular component: spliceosomal complex; Prp19 complex. Gene Ontology annotation, molecular function: RNA polymerase II transcription regulatory region sequence-specific DNA binding; DNA-binding transcription factor activity, RNA polymerase II-specific. Lineage: Eukaryota; Metazoa; Chordata; Actinopteri; Spariformes; Sparidae. The record is from RefSeq and is a predicted model, not a curated record.